This is a messenger RNA of Perkinsus marinus ATCC 50983, 942 nucleotides long. RefSeq lists its product as hypothetical. The transcript has a single exon. Bases 1 to 942 code for a protein of 313 amino acids. NCBI's taxonomy places the organism in Eukaryota, Perkinsozoa, Perkinsida, Perkinsidae. The record is from RefSeq and is a predicted model, not a curated record.
AUGUUCGCCCGCUAUCUUGCCCUUAUCGCGGUUACAGUCACCAAUGUUGCCGCUGACAAGCUUUGUGGUACUCAACUGUGCCAGAAGGAAGUUGGUCAUGGCUCUUACUGUAAGGAUUACCAGCAAGAUCCAGCUGGGCGUGUUUGCAAGACUCUCGAUCCCAAGGACACCAGAAUCAUCCCCUGUGAAUGUCCUAAGCCAACCCCCACCACAACUACCCCUGCUUGUGGACUGGUAACGACCACUACUACUAAGGCCGCUCCUAAGACUACCACUACUACCCCGGGUUGCGAGCCGGUCACGACCACUACUACUAAGGCCGCUCCUAAGACUAUCACUACUACCCCGGGUUGCGAGCCGGUCACGACCACUACUACUAAGGCCGCUCCUAAGACUAUCACUACUACCCCGGGUUGCGAGCCGGUCACGACCACUACUACUAAGGCCGCUCCUAAGACUACCACUACUACCCCGGGUUGCGAGCCGGUCACGACCACUACUACUAAGGCCGCUCCUAAGACUACCACUACUACCCCGGGUUGCGAGCCGGUAACGACCACUACUACUAAGGCCGCUCCUAAGACUACCACUACUACCCCGGGUUGCGAGCCGGUCACAACCACUACUACUAAGGCCGCUCCUAAGACUACCACUACUACCCCGGGUUGCGAGCCGGUCACGACCACUACUACUAAGGCCGCUCCUAAGACUACCACUACUACCCCGGGUUGCGAGCCGGUCACGACCACUACUACUAAGGCCGCUCCUAAGACUACUACUCAAUCACCGACACCUCGUCAUAGGACUUGUCAUGGCGGUGAUAUCGUCUGUGGCUUCGCGACACGCGGUGGUGUCUGCGAGAGGUUGCCGGGCCGCGAGCACUUCGGCAAGUGCGUUGGUGGUGCCAGACCUCAUCAUUACUCAUGUUUCUGCUUCUAUUAG